ACAUUACAUCCAUCUCAUAUUCUCAUCUCAACAUCUUUUGCUCUAACACCUCAAAAAAUAAACUCUUAAUACAAAGAGCAGGGGCGACAAAAUAUACAAGUUGAAGAACACAAAAACUAUCAAAUUUUUAUAAGAAAAAUGGCAGGAAAGCAAGUAUGUUUGUUAAUGGCAAUAGUUGUUAUUGCUGGAAUUUCUAGCAUUUGUUCAGCUCAAAGAGCUCAUAUUGUUGGUGGUACUACUGGAUGGACUAUCCCACCUUCUACUACUUUUUACACUACUUGGGCUUCUAGGGAAACCUUUCAAGUUGGUGAUGUUCUUGUGUUCAAUUUCCCUACAAAUCAACACACAGUAGCUGAAGUGAACCAAGCCAACUUAAACUCAUGCAACACUGCCAACACUAUUGGCGCUGUCCAUACUACUGGCCCCACCAACAUCACCCUCACUGCCGGAACCCACCACUACAUCUGCACCAUUGGCACCCACUGUACCGGCGGUCAGAGGCUAACCGUCGUCGCCACUGGCCCUUCUGCCGCCACCCCCGCUGCGGAACCCACCCCUGCUGGUGGCGCCGCCACCCCUGCCACCGGUCCUGCCACCCCUGGCGGUGGCGCCGACUCCCCCGCCGGUGGCUCCACCGUCCCUGCCGCCUCUACACCCUCUGGUUCCGCUGAUGUUCCCGCUGGUUCACCCCCAGCUGGCAACUUCGCCGCUUCCACCGGCGUUAGCGUGUUGAGCUUGGUGUCUGUUGCGGCAGCGGCUUUGAUGUUUUAGAGAUGAUUUUUGUCCUACUAAUGUGGUUGUGUUUGGGUAUUUUUUACCCAAUCUUCUAGUGUUGUUAAUUGUUAUUGGUGAAUUAUUUUUUAUCAGGUUUUUUUAUUGUUGAGGGUUUAUAUAUAUAAUUUUUGGUAGCUCUUGUAUAAUAAAGCUGGCUUUUCAUUCAGCUUUUGUUUUCUGGUACAAUUUAUUCGUUAUAGUAUAUAAUUUCUUCUCGA
Beta vulgaris subsp. vulgaris (sugar beet) is the source of this 992-nucleotide messenger RNA. RefSeq names its product cucumber peeling cupredoxin. Gene Ontology annotation, molecular function: electron transfer activity. The transcript is spliced from 2 exons. The coding region runs from base 139 to 771 and encodes 210 amino acids. Gene Ontology annotation, cellular component: plasma membrane. NCBI's taxonomy places the organism in Eukaryota, Viridiplantae, Streptophyta, Magnoliopsida, Caryophyllales, Amaranthaceae. The record is from RefSeq and is a predicted model, not a curated record.